UCAGCUACAUCUCUGCGACCUGCGCGUGUGAGAGAUGCGGCCAUGGCAACGGGCUUUGUCGCUGUUGAGCGAGAUGUGGAAAACGAGGCUGGACCCAAACGUUGUCAGCUUCAACGCAGGGAUCAGCGCGUGCGAGAAGGGUCAGCAAUGGCAAUGGGCUUUGGCGCUUCUGGGCGAGAUUCGGGAGGCAAAGCUGGAGGCGAACGCCAUCAGCUACACCGCUGGGAUCUGCGCGUGUGAGAGAUGUUGCCAGUGGCAGCAGGCAUUAUCACUGCUCGGCGAGAUGGAAAAACUCAUUUUGGAAUCAGACAAGAACGUGUACAACUUGGUCAUCACAGCGUGUGAGCAGUCAUCUGGCGACUUGGCAGGAUUCCCGGUCUCCCUUCGGGUCGGCCUUUGACGCUUUCGAGUAUCUUGCGAUGCACUUUGCGUGUGAUCACGCUAGGCAGCCACAGGAUAGUUUGAACAAGCAUCAUCUUAUCAGGGCGGGCAGUGGCAGCGGGCGCUGGCGCUGCUGAGCGAGAUGCGCCAGGCGAAGCUGGAGCCCAAUGUCACCACUAGUCAGCUACAGCCCUGAGAUCAGCGCGUGCGAGAAGGGCAGGCAGUGGCAGCGGGCGCUGGCACUGCUGAGCGAGAUGUGGGAGGCGAAGCUUGAGCCCAACGUCAUCUGUACCUGGUCGCGGUGCGUGCGAGUCGGGCGUUCCGGAA
Prorocentrum cordatum is the source of this 708-nucleotide messenger RNA. Lineage: Eukaryota; Dinophyceae; Prorocentrales; Prorocentraceae. The record is from the annotation of a GenBank genome assembly.